This is a messenger RNA of Tricharina praecox, 949 nucleotides long. RefSeq lists its product as uncharacterized. The transcript has a single exon. The coding region runs from base 96 to 734 and encodes 212 amino acids. NCBI's taxonomy places the organism in Eukaryota, Fungi, Ascomycota, Pezizomycetes, Pezizales, Pyronemataceae. The record is from RefSeq and is a predicted model, not a curated record.
UGUGAUGGCACUGCAAGUCUGUAAAUCGGCCACCACUGGAUCCAAACGGCCACUGCUCCGUAGCAAGCAAGCCCUGCGGAGCCCUCCGCGAUGAAAUGUGUGUAUUCCAGAGACUCGUCCUCGAGAACACCGACGUAGGGAACAUGACGUAUGUAGGGAAAAUCCGGCAGGCCCAGUGGAUGGUAGGUACCUUUCACCCUCCCCGCCUACGAGGGUCUCCCAGUCUGAGGUCUCGGCGUCUCGCGGAUCUACUCCUACGGACUGGCCACGGCAGCUUAUUAUAUUGCACUCCCUAUCUUCUUCCUCCUUCUCCUUCUCGACGACUGGACGCCUUGUUGGCGGGCGGAGACUUCGUGUUCAUUCCGUGUGGGCGGCAGGCACCUGGUACGAUCACGAUCACGAUCCAUGGGGGGGCGAGACCUCAGACGCUCGCUCACGACGGUUCGUUUGGCAGGCCGCGACGCCAGUCAGCAGAGUUGUGCGGUAGUGGACGGCGUCGGGGACGUCUUGCAAACAUAAUAGAUACCUCACAGUCUAUUCAUAACCAGCACCCAGCUACCCAGUGUGUCGUGGCAACUGGCAAGGCUGGCCGCUGGCGAGACUCGAGAGAGCGUCGAUCAACUUGGAAAGGCUGGCGAGAGAGAACGUUGAUCGUAUCGUCAUGGGAAAUAGCAGGCAGGCUAGGGAAACAGGAGCCUCGUCGGUUGGCCAUUUGUGCAUACACCUGUAUGUAGCAGUAUUACGAAGGGGGCGGAACUUUGAGAACCUGCCUCGAGUUAGUUAUGCAUGUACCUACCGUAGUACCGUAGGUAUUAUAGAUACGGUGACAAGGUGACUCGGUGAGGUGAUGCCGAUGCUGAUGCCGAUAGUGAAGGACAGCGGGACUUGGGACGCAAGGAGUAAGACGGUAAGAUGGUAAGAUGUCGAAGCACGGGCGAUGGACUCGGAG